GUAUUAAUUUUGUAUAAAACCUUUUUGCUUAUUAUUAAAUAUUGGUAUUAAUAUCUAGUAAAUAUCACGCAAUAAUUAUACCUUUAUAUAACCCGGAUAUAUAACGAUAAACAAUGUCAGCCAACAAACAGCUGGAUCCCACUGUCUGCAAUGUUAAAGUAACACCCGGAGCUGUGGUGUGCUUUGAGGCAGACUAUUAUGGAGACAUUACGAUUGGGGCACGUACAGUCAUCCAUCCAAAAGCCCGCAUCAUUGCAGAGUCUGGACCCAUCAUCAUUGGAGAAGGGAACCUGAUUGAGGAACAAGCCCAGAUUAUCAAUAGAUUACCUGCAGGCACAGAGGCUGGUGAUCAACCGGCAGUAAUGGUUAUUGGAAACAAUAAUGUCUUUGAAGUGGAUAGUUACUGUCAGGCUUCAAAAGUGGGUGAUAACAAUGUGCUUGAAGCAAAGAGUCGCGUGGGUCCAGGUGUAGAACUGACUCGUGGAUGUGUUGUGGGUUCCUUAUGCUCUUUAGCAUGCCCACAAGUUAUUCAAGAAAAUACAGUAAUUUAUGGAGAUGAACUCCAUCAUAGAACUCAGACUGAAAAACCAGCACCACAAGGACUCCAGCUUGAUUUCUUGACCAAAAUUCUGCCAAAUUAUCACCACCUUAUUAAGCCCAAGAAAAAAAUGGCAGCUUGAUUAAGCUAUUAACAUUAUAAAGAAUUAAAUCCUGGCUAAGCUUCGUAACUUGUGCGCUCAACUUCAAAGAAUGAAGUCAAACUACAUGUAAAUUUAUCCAAGGCACUAAAAAUAUUACUGCUUACACACAUGAUAUUUUUUUCUUUUUCUUUUGGCUGGUUAAAAAAGUUAGUGUAAUAAAUGUGCUUCACUAUUACAGGAAAACUAUAUGCAGUGAUAGUAAAGUGAGCUUACAUUAGAUUUCUUGUAUGCCAAGAUCUAUUAUCCAAUAUAUUUUCUUGGCAACAGAAAAUUACCUUUCUUUGGAGUUUUAUUAUUAUCUGAAGUGUGACAUUUUAAAUACUGAAUAGAUUCUCUUGCUUUAGUUUGCUAACUUUCACAUAUCUUAAUAAAAAAAGCCUUUAUCAAUGUUGUACAAUCACACAAGUACUGUAUUUCAAAAGGGACGUCUAACAUGCACAAACAUAAAAGAAAACUUUUAUUACAGGCAUAAUCAAUGGAUGAAAUUUAGGUCCUAGUCUUACGUUAUACAGGGAUAAUCAUCUGGUAGCUCUUUGAUAUUUAAAGUGUGGCCAGGCAAUAAAGAGAAUAUCUGUGUAUCUAAUGAUAGUUAUCAUAAUUGGUAUUAGGCACACUACAAAUAAAUAUAAGUUUAAAUGCUACCAUCCUUAUAGGAUGAAUCUGUACUCCACCAUGUUUAUGUCAAUUCCAUUUUUUUUUGAGUUCUGAUUUACAUACAUAAUAUCUUAUAGUACACAUUUCAAUGUUAUAUACACAAUUAUAUACCAAGCUCCAAAACAAGCAUUUAGUUUCUCCUGAGCAGCUUUUCCUUGCAAGCUUAUAUCCUAUUUCUACAUUGCACAUCAAAGGUGCAAACAAACUUUAGCUUAUUACAAAAGUGAGUCUGCAAUACUUGUACUGUAGUAGUAAAAAAGGAACAAGAUCUAAGAUGCCCACCAGAAAUAUUAAGAACAGAAGAUAUUUACAAUAUUGCCAUACAAGUUUACUUAAUGUCUGAACUGCAAAUUAUAGUAUUUUUUGUAUAAUUCAAUAGCUGUUUAUGGAAAAAUAAAAUUUUGGCCAAA
This is a messenger RNA of Procambarus clarkii (red swamp crayfish), 1765 nucleotides long. It is a transcript of the gene DCTN6-p27, whose product is annotated as dynactin subunit 6. Gene Ontology annotation, biological process: mitotic spindle organization. The record is from RefSeq and is a predicted model, not a curated record. Gene Ontology annotation, cellular component: dynactin complex. NCBI's taxonomy places the organism in Eukaryota, Metazoa, Arthropoda, Malacostraca, Decapoda, Cambaridae. Gene Ontology annotation, molecular function: dynein complex binding.